Molecule: messenger RNA, 24912 nt
Organism: Xyrichtys novacula (pearly razorfish)
Lineage: Eukaryota; Metazoa; Chordata; Actinopteri; Labriformes; Labridae
Source: the annotation of a GenBank genome assembly
GGUUGGCAUUAGGUUGGGUGACUCGGAGGGAUGGGCGGGGUCAGGGUGAAAGGGUUGCCCAGGUCACAGAUGGCCCUGGCAGCACGGCUCUGUAACGUUCAGGCCUGCAGAGCUGCGAGCCGAGCGCUGUACUCCCAUCUGUCAGGCUGCAGUGAAAGCCGCGGGGUGGAGGAUUUACCAGCCCAUUAACUUGCUGAUCUUAUACUAAGAGACAAACACACUCUGGCAACAACGCAUGAAGUGUACGCACUUUCACGAAGACUUUCACUGAUUACUUCUGUUGACUAGCCUUAAACUUCCUCCACUACAUGACUAAAAUAAGCCCUCAAAGAAAAUUUAAGGGAAAAAUUUAACAUUUUUGACUGAAUCUAGUCCACCCUCUAAUAGCUGCAAACUUACUUCAAAAUAAACUUUAUCUUUUCUCUGAGCUGCUUUCACAAGAUUCAAUUCACAAAGAAUCUUAAAAACUUUUAUUUCUGCCCUUUUUAAAGCAAGUCUGUAUUUUUUAUUAUGUUUAAUUACUCAGUGAAGUACUUGAAAUUGCCUCUGAUUACAAAAUGUGAUGAAUAAAUAUAGCUGCCCUGUCUUGUUUUCAUCUGAUUGGUAUAUUCUGAACCAAGAGCCCAUCUUCAUCUCCUAGAUCUCCACGCAGUUUCACAAAUAUGAUGAUAUAUUGGGUCAGACAAAAUAAUGUUCUUUGAAUAUUGAUCUCUUACCAAUGUGCCAAUAUCAAUCAGUUUAAAUCAUUAAAAAUAUGGCAAUACCAGCGAUAAAUUGGUAUCUGUAAGCAGAACAUUUAAAGCAGAGACAAAUCUUGGCUUGCUUCAGAAAUGUUGUUAUCACAUGAUUUGUUCUGCAGAGCACGCCCACACUCAGAGUUCAAAAUACUCUCAGCGCGGUCUGCAGUUUCUGCACCAGGAUUGCUAGACUGUGUCUAUAUUUGUUCUCUAGAAAAUUCUGUGUUUCAGUGUUGGCUUUGGUUCUUUUCAUCUUUCUCUUAUUUUAAGCAUGUUUCAAUGACUUUGAUCAUGAUGGUGUGUCCUUUCACUACCUAAUAAUCCUCUUAAGUUUUGUAACUGAAGCUAUAUAUAAAAUUUCAAAUAAUAUUACAAACAAUGUCAAAACUAGAGUGGUUAAAACUAGAUUGUGACUCCUCCUCGACAGUCAAAUUACUUGAGGAAAUUAACAGACCACUAGAUAAGAAACUGUUUUGUGGUCUUAUGAGAGAUGCGUAAAAUCGGAUUCUAAAAAAAACUGCAUCAACUUCUUGCAUUCAAAAUCUUCACAGUAUUCAUUUAGCAUUCAUCCCGGUACACUUACUGGACUCAUUGGUGAAUCAUUUCGACUCUGAUUCUGGUCGAGACUGUUUUAUCUGCAGCCAUAACUUCACUGUGAAACUGUGUAAUGAAGAAGUUAACAGACCAAGACUUACUGCACUUUUGUGCUGCAGAGAUCUGGUGAAAGCAGCAUUAAAGGAAGCUCUCUGAAAUGUAAGACCGACUGCAUCAUGCGGGUGCAAUUUUGCACUACUUUACAAUCUUACCUACUCAUCUGCCCUGGUGCAUACAAGUCUGGGCUCAAAUUUUGUCCAAAUUCAAGCCAUAACCCUUGACUACAUAAAAAUAAUGUUUAUUGAUCACUAAGGAAAAAUGUAAUCAUAACCCUGUCUUGUAUACCUAACAGUUUGGAUAAUCUGCCUCAUUUUAUAUAAUGCGACUGAAUAAUUUAGUAUUAAUGUUCUGGUUCAGGACAGUUAGUUGAAGAAAACACCAAUUAAAGGCUUUAUAUUCAAUUGACAAACCAGAAAAUAGAGAAAACAACAGCUUGUAUUUGUCGGUUUAAGACUGAAUUUAUCAUCAGUUGCAUCUGUCCGCUCUUUGGAGGAAUCUCCUCAUCUUUCUAUUUUUGACAGCAUGAAUCAUCCUCUUACAUAUCCCCCUCUCUCUCUCCUUACACUCACAAUCAUACACUUACACACACACACACACACACACACACACACACCUACAAACAUACGGUCUAUGUUGGGUUUCAUCAAUAGUCGUGUUACUUACAUAGUGUUUACAUGAAGACUACGCCACUGCUCCAAGGGGAUACCAUUAAUCCAUGAACAAGUGCCAAACUGCCAAGUCGUGCUUUUAUUUUGAAGGCUUACUUGCUUCUCAAAUCUCCUCUCAUGGCCUUGACUGGUUCUGUGUUAAGAAGGUAGAGAAACCUUUCUUUUUUUAAAGGUUGGUGACUAUUGUAAAUCUAUCUGCAUCCUGUUCCUUCAAAAUGCACUGAAAGGAAACAAUCUAUUAAUGAUAAAGGCGUUACUCAAGAAAAGAAACACGCAAAUGUUGAUAUCACACAGGAUUUCUAUGUAUCCUAUGUAGAGCAUAGCCUGACACCUCUUCACAUAAGGGCAGCAAACUGUCACCUGUCUAAAUGUUUCCCUUUUACCCUUAUAUGAGUCUAAAUGAAAUCUCCGCAGGUGUCGAGUCCGCCAUGAGCGAAAACGACUCGAACAAAUUCCUGCCCCACACCAAACCCGGUGUCCCCCUCUCACGAGCUGCCGGGUGGGACAUCCACUCGUGUAAGCCUACCUGCAUGUCAGAGGAGGAGAGGCCCGGGUCCGGAUGCUGCAGCAGUCCUCAUCGCCCCCUUGUUCCCGUGCCUGCUCGGCUGGCUCGGUUUGAGUCUGUUUUGUCCCUCCAGACAACUUGCUGGGAUUAAAGCGGAGAGCUCAGCCCCUCCUCCUGCACCGUGACAUCAGAGCGGAUUAGCGAUGCACAAAGCGCCUUUACAAACAGUGCUGAUGCUGCUGGUGGUGCAGAGCAGACACAAACGGUGCUUUACGGCCAUGAGUGAACCCUCAUCCCUCCCACUCCAUCAGCUGCCUGCAGAGAGCUGCUGGGGCUCUGCCCGCCUGCUGCAACGCCGAGCUCUUAUAUUCCCACGGUCUGUCGGGGGUGUCGCUGUUAUCUGCUGUUGGAUCUUUCUCAUGUAAUGAACUCCUCAAGCUCCUCAAGCACCUGAAGGGCUGGAGGGAAGAAGUGAGUGCAACCCUGCUGGUACUGUAACUCCAAUCGUGUUUCCACGUGUUUGACGGCAGUUUGGGGGACAUAGCUUGUUUGGUCACAUUUGCAGAAGUUUAAAGGGAUAUUCCGGUGUAAAAUUAAUUUGGGGUCAGACACACCGUAACACCGAGUUAGACACCCCCUCGAGAGAUGAAUGUUGCUGACCACCUGCUUCUCGAGUUAUACCAACUUUAGUAAGGACCACAGACAGCAAUACACAGCGGUCUGAUGAGCCACACACAAACCUCAACCAAAACGCCACUCUAUAGCCACAAGUAAUGCUCAGAACAGCACCUAACUUCAUCAACAGUACAUAUAGGGUCUCAGCCACAGCACUAGCUACCAAACAUCUUUUUAAUUUAGCCUAAUUUCUUUAGCAAAGAGACAAAACACAGCUAAGCCAGCUGCCGCUUGUUUAUAGCGAGACCUCAGGCCAGUCCAUUACGGGCUGCAGCGGGGUGACGCAGCUCAAGGAAGAACAUUUAUGAUCAUUUCUUUAUCAUUUCCUUGAAGUAAUAAUCACCAUAUUAAUUAUUUCGCACUGCAGACGUGGUAGUUCUUCUGCCUUAGCGUCUCGGUCUGAUUGCAUUUGAAUGAAGUAAUGAUCAUAAAUGUUCUUCCUUGAGCUGCGUCCCCCGCUGCAGUCCGUAAUGGACUGGCCUGAGGUCUCGCUACAACCAAGCGGCAGCUGGCCGAGUUGUGUUUAGCCUCUUUGCUAAAGAAAUUAGGCUAAAUUAAAAAGAUGUUUGGCGGCUAGUGCUGUGGCUAGGACCCUAUAUGUACUGUUGAUGAAGUUAGGUGCUGUCCUGAGCAUUAUUUGUGGCUAAAGAGUGGCGUUUUGGUUGAGGUUUGUGUGUUUCCAUAGACUGCUGUGUAUUGCAAUUGUGCGGUCAUUACUAAAGUUGGUAUAAAUAGAGAAGCAAGCAGUUGGCAGUAUUCAUCUCUCGAGGGGGUGUCUAACUCAGUGUUACAGUGUGUUUGACCCUAACUUAAUUUUACGCCAGAAUAUCCCUUUAAUCUGGCUGAAAUUUAAUAAAACUAACUAUUAGUUUUAAAAAGGGCAGUUCAGGAGAGUGUGUUGAAUGUGGGUUUUACCAUAAGUAGUAAUAAUAAUAAAAAAGGUUUGGGUGGAUAAUAUACAGAUGGAUGAGUUGAAUCCAAACUGCAACUUCCAGGCAUGAUAAAUAACACCAACCCUUAAGUGUCCACUUGAAGUUGGCUGCAGAGCACCAGAGAACACACAUGUAUUCAAAAAAGGCCGUCUUUGCAACUUCUGCUAAUAGCCUUUAAAACUAGUCUAUGGUUACACCCUUGGCUUUAUGUAAAAAUGAACUGCACAACAGUUCCCUCUAAGGUGAGGCCAAACAUUUAGUGCUCCCCCUACUGCCUGGCUGCUGUAAAGGUCAUAUAGUACACUUUCUUCAUGUUGACCUUUGGUACAAGGUUAGGGGCUGUGUCCACUGUCUCUAUCUGCUUUUUUAUUUAUUUAUUUAUUUUUUUGGAGCUGCUCUCUCGGAGCUCUCAGCUGACAAUAGGAGAACUUUUGUUACAGGUCAGGUAGGUGAGUUGUUAUUUUUUACUUAUAUGAAGAAGUAAGCUCCUGUUGCUAAAAAAAAUUAGAUUCCUAGAGAGUAGAAAAACUGAUUGAAAAAGAUCUCAGUACCACAGUGAGAAGUAAUUCAUUCAUCUAUAUCUUUGUUAUUUCAAUCAACUGGUACUUCAUGCAUGUUUGUUUGUGACCACUUUUUGUAGUUGCUGCUCUAGUGGCUGAAUGUAAAUGCAGCAAACUGGUCUUUUUUUCACCUAAGUGAUUUAAUCUUGAGCAUUUAAGUAUUUGGAAGCUUUGAUAAGCUCAGACAUUACACAUGGAAAUGCAAAUAUGUGUGAAAAGGUUCUCUCGCUGUUGAUUUUUUUGCAUAUCUGUGUAAAAAUUCCUCAAAACCCCAUAAUUCCAGGCCUAGUAUUCUUGCUUUUUGGCAGACUUGUAUUAUAGAAGAUACAGUAACUAUUCAUAGCUGAUACACAAUGUACAGACUGGAGUGUGAAGCAGGGGGGCGGUGUUUGCAGGGCUCCUGGCACGAUAAUCCGGCCCCAUUUCUGUGUCAUGAAAGGCCUGGUGGAGCAGAUCAACAGGGCCUGUGUCUGCACAUUGUUGAGCCCUGGUAACGCAUUCUCACCUAAGUCACGUGCGCCCUUCCGCCGGAGCACCCGUUACCGUGACAACAAUAUGUGACGGAGGAUGGUGAUGGUGUGAAGUGGUAUCCAUGGCAUCGGAUCUUUUAUUGCAGCCACAUUUUUUUUUUUAACCCACACAAUCAAGCCAGCACUGCUCUGUAAAGUACUGGCUGUGAACUUUUGAGUAAAAGUGGAGGCGUGGGCAACACAACACACAAGUCCAGAGCCAAUCAGAAUGCUCCCAAGUGUGGAGAGCAGUUUGCAGAAUCAGGUCACCAGAGUGUAUCUGAGGUAGUGUUAUCAUUCUGCUUCCGGCAUUAAAUCAUGUCAAACAAACCUAUAUUUCGUGCUGUGAGUGAAAUGCACUGCCGCCCUACUUCUAGAGACAUCAAUAAUUUGUCACCGUCUCUGCAUACAUGAAGGCAUACAUGUUCUGUGUUCAGAUGCAUAUACCAUGCAGUGAGAAUAGACUGAACCCAUUUUGAAUUAAUGCACAUAAAUGUUUCAUAUUAGCUCUUCACAGAGUCAUUUCCUCUCACGCAAGAAAUGCAUGCAUGGCCUCAAUCCAAAAUGCACCCUACACUUUCUUGUUUAUGAGACAGUCAGGCUUCAUUUAUACCUACUUAUGCUUUGAGAUGGCCUGUGGGUGGCGCUUUUAAGCUGGAACGUAUCAGUCCCCUACAUUUUUACUAACCACUGGAAGUUUCACCAAGUUAAGGGCAUUGUUUCCUCCCAGGAGUAGACUGAUAUUUGUCAGACAGUUAAAAAAUUACUUCUUUUUUUUUUCCUUUCCUUUUUUAAUUUUUUUUUAUUUUUAUUUUUUAAGGGUGAUUGUUUGUAUUUAUUUUAAUUAUAUGAAAAAUACUAUCAAAAUAAAGUCUGACUGAUUGUUUUAUUUAUUUAUUUAUUCCCUAUUCCUCCUCACUUUGGCCAUUUACUCAGAUGCAAACUGUGUAAGUGUGAGGAAUUAGAUUUUUAUUCUCAUGUUAUCCCUUACUGAUCAAGAAGGAAAACCAUAAGCCACAACAGGACUUGUUUUCAGUAACAAGAGCAUUUUUUAUAACCAGUGGCUGAAGAAGAGGCAGGGGGGAAAGGGGUUUAAGGUCCUCCCAGGAAAUUUGGGGAGUCCAACAUUUAUGCAGCAUUUCAUGCUGAAAUAUAAUAAUGCCAAAAAACAAAACAAAACAAAAAAGUCUAACUUAUUAACAUGCAUAGUACAGCCAUUUGAAAAAUAUCUCAGCAACAGAGCAGAGGUGGAGCAGGAGCCCUCAGGCGGAUCAUCCAGAGGCAGAAGAUGAACCGAACAGUCCCACUUACUCUGAUAGGAAAAUAAGUUCAGGAUUUCCUCAAGUAAACUGCCUUGGAAGUAACUGACAGUUUUAAAAUAUAUGGUUUUAUUUUGCGAUACGAUACUCAUCUAAGUUGAAUUGGAUGAUGUAAAAAAAAAAUAGUGUUAUUCAGGUUACACCUUCAUAGUUCAAAUGACCUUCACAGUUCUUUUUACAAACUAUUAAAUGCUCCAGCAGAUGGUGCAAAAACACAGUAUUUCACACAGGUGUCCUCUUAAAAUAAGAGAUUUUCCAUAUCCUCUCAUGUCAGUAGCAAAUUUGAAAUCGAAAAAUUCAAGUGUAAAAAAAAAACAUUGAGGAAAAUCAGUUCUAGUAUAUUGAUGAAAACAGCCUUUAAAGCUUCUUGUUUGGGUUUCUUGGACUGAGGCGGUGGUCUGAGAUGUUCCCAGAGGAGAGAGAGAGAGGGGUGGAGGGCCAGAGGGGACGAAAUCUUCUUGGUACUCUGGCAGAGAGUCACAUACCGAGGCAGAGAUGUCAUUACUAUUAAAUGGUUUAUUAUGGUCAUGUAACGGUAGUUAAGCCUGAUGAACAGUUCCACUGGCUGAUUUUAACAGAGUUUAAUGACAAGAAGAUCUGCAGCUUCUCACUUGGAGAGGAGUCUGGUUUAUUGAAGUUCCAGAUUUUGGGUUUAAGCAGAGCAAAUUACUGUAAAAGAAGUGCAUAUAAAUGUAAAGUGCAUCUAGAAGCUGUAGUAGAAUGAAGAAAUGUAAGUGUUUCUUUAAUUGAAAGUGGAUACAAAGCAACAAAGAAAACAUGAUUUUCUGGUUAGAAUCAAACAAAACUUCUCAUUUCAAAGUUUUCUUGCAUCUUUGGUUAUGUUCCUUUGCUAACUUUCUUUACAUGCCUUCUAGUCUGGUGUACCAUAAAUGCACAUAACAAAGAAAUUACAUAAGCAAUUAGUCUAUUUAAUCUUGCUGUAACUUUCUUUUGAGCAUUCAAAGAAAAAAAGAUCUUCUGGUCCCUCAUGUCACUUACCUGUGUCUGUUGUAUGGUCCAAUAAAGCAUGUCAACACAUUGUUUAAACUCAAACUGCACUUGUGUUAUUUCUCCUGGGAUUGCAUCUAAAUGUGAACACUUGAUCGUGUUGAUUCUGGCACUCUUGAGUUGUUUAUUGAAGCCUGGUCUCGUUUAGAGCGAAAGAGAAAACCAGAUGAGUGAUAGGAAUUUGUCUGGAAUUGAGAAAACGCAGACACCUCCAAAUUCAAUCAAAGCCAAAGUGACUGCUGCCACUCUGCUUUCCGAUGACUUUUGCACAGCACACUUUUCCUCUUGAGGUGACUCGAUCCUCUGUGUUUCUUGAAGAGAAAGUUUACUCAACUGCUUUCAGACUUCCUGGACACAAUCAGGAGAUAAUUUAGGCCCACAUCUGCACUGAGAGCUCUCAGCACCUUAUUAAAAGACGAGGACUGACCAUGAACAACUGCAGAGAGGGAGAAAAAGACAGAGGGCAGAGACAGAAGGUCUAACAGAUGGAUCGCAAAUGUGGAUGCAAGAGCUCAGAAUAAUAAAAUUAAAGCAAAGUGUCCAAAAUCCUGCAUACUGCAUUCAUUUCUCUCCAUUUUUUGAAACCUUUUUUUUAUGCAUUGUUGGUAAAGUAAAGGUUUCCACAGGAAGACAUGCUAACUCAUCCUCAGAGGACAAUUUUAUUCAAGUGAGACUAGUGGAAACAGCAUGAGAGGAACUAUAGGCUUUUACUGACUGCACAUGUCGGAUUAUGGCUUAAAAAAUAUGGACUGCCUACAUGCUGUCAAAGGCUGAAACCACAUCAGAUACAGCAGAUAGAUUCAAGAGGUUUUGACUCCGCAGGUUUGUUGGAGUUUAGAUCAUCUGUGUAUUUAGGCCUCUCCUUAAACAGAGAAGCCCCAUGAUGCCUCUCUCAGAUGGGGCUUCAAAGGCAGACGAAGAAAAACAUGCAGGAAAACGAAAUAUGUUGAUCAAAUAUGCUAAAUACAAGUGAGUGAGAACAUGCAACACAUAUGUGACUGAUAAAAAGAGUGACGGCCUUUGUUACAAUGAAGGGCUUUGAUUGUAGGUGUUGGACAUGGUUGAAUUCAGUGCUGUACAUGUGAUGCACAUGUGUUGGUACUGCAGUGUGAGGAAGUUUACAGCAAGGAGUCUCUAUUUUCCAUAAUUUCUUCAUGCACUUAAUGUAGUUUUUUACUUUAAUGUAAUUCUCUGUUUUCCCAUGCCUUUUACAACUUCCCUUCUCUCAUUUCAUACUUUAUUUUCUUACCAGCAGCCCCUCCUCCCUCUCUUUCUCUCUCCAUCCGUCCGUCUUUUCUUCCUUUCAGUGCCAUCACUCACCUUCUUUCUCCUCCUCCUCCUCCCUCUUUCCUUCUCAGACUUCUCUCUCUCUUUUUCUCCUCCUCCUCCCUGUUCUGCCGUCCAGACACACACCUCCUGACAGAGAGUCUGCAGUGUGCUGCUGCUCUGUGAGCUGUGGAGACGCUCAGACUAAAGGGAACCUACAGGAACAAACUUGGGGCACAAGUUUUUUUUUUCUCUCUUUUUCCAACUGUGGAUGCAAACAGAGGAUCUUCUCUUUCUUUUCUUAUUUCAUCUGAGGGUUGAUUGACUUCCACAGAGAGCUGCAAUGCUUCUCUUCUACCUCCUGACUUUUGCUGGUAAGUGCAUUUGAGCGGCAGUGCCAGUACUGGUGCAUGAUGGCAUGUUUCUGUUAAUGCCAGUUGCAAUGAUUCAUACUUACCAUUGCCUCUCUCUCUCUUACUGUAUGCCUCCUAUUUUUUCCCUCUUAAAGCUACCAUCCAAGCACAAAACCAACUGUUGCCAGGCUCCUGCAACUUUGAGUCCAACACCUGCGGAUACACGUCAGACGCAGACUUCACGAGCUGGGAGCUGCACAAAGAUGGUACUGGCAGAGCGUCUUCAACUCUUUUAUUUUUUCAGUGUUGGAGGUUGAACACAGUUUAGACUUUAUUGUGGCUUUGCUAAUGUAAGUAACAUGUUCAGCUUUGAUGCUGCCGUUGUUUUGGUGCUGGUUUUAGCCAUACCAUUGACGCACAGUGGUAAAGACACCCAUCUGGUCUGCAUUGAUUCCAACAUCUGUGAACAUCUGGAGUGAAUGAAAUAGCAGAUUUAGGUAUUCAUGCGGGGUUGGUACUGGAGCUGAUACAGACGGGGCCUGAACACACCCCUAAAUACAUGAUGUCAGGCUCUAUUCAUCUAAAGUGACAUAAGGUAACAAGUAUAUUAACACCUUUAUAAAAUUAAAAUUUUCCCUGUUAUAGAAAUAAUAAAAUGUCAAUAAUGUUCUCAGUAGCUUUAUCUGCACUGAGAUCUAGCUGUGGAUACAUCUGGAAACCUCUGUCUCAUAUGUCUCAUUAGCAGCAGGAUCCCAUCACAUUAGCAGUAACAUGCAGAGAGGCUGGGGUCCCGCUAUCAUUUCCAAACACUCUCCUCGCUCUUUGACCUUUUACUGAUAAAAGGGAAAAAAAGUCCAUCCCUGAACUGAAUAACUUGGCUAGAAACCUAGAUUUGGCGAGUCAGUAUAAUGAAUGAUGCAACAGCUCUGGUCAGACUAUGUGAAAUGUGUAUAAUUCAUUUCAGGAAAGGGACGAUAUUCCUGAUCUUCUGUCUACAGAACUUAUCAGAGUGGAAUAACUAAUAAAAUAAAAUUAUCAUGAUAAUAUUAUUAUUGUUUUGAACCUUCACUCGCUGUAGUCCGGUUAAAGAAGUAGGGUGCUCAUUCAUGUGAUGGAAUUAUUACACUUGUAUGCCAACUCUUGUGGUAAAAUAAUUAUAAUAAUAAUGCAUUAGAUUUCAUAUAGCGCUUUAUCAGAGACCCUCAAUGUGCUUUACAUUGGAUACAUCAUUCAUUCACUCACACACACAGUCACACUUUGGUGGUGGUAAACUACCUUAAUAGUCACAGCUGCCCUGGGGCAGACUGACGGAAACGUGGCUGCCAGUUUGCGCCUACGGCUUCUCCGACCACCACCACACAACACUCACAAUCAUACACCAGUGGAGGACACACACUGGGAGCAAGGUGGGUUAAGUGUCUUGCCCAAGGACACAAUAACACAAUGGACAGACUCAGGAUAGGGGGGAAUUGAACUGCCAACCUUUGGGUUAUUAGAUGACCGCUCUAUCUCCUGAGCUACUGCCACCCUACCUGUGGUGAUAGUCCACAGGUGUCCCACAGCAACCAUUAAACUCUGCAGUCAGUUUAGGUAAUAUGUAAACGUGCAAUAUUAUUUUUAACGCAAUAUUAGCUGAUUUGUACGGUAAAUUCCAGAAAAUUUGCACCAGUAUAUACGAUGCAUCGUUGGAUUGUUUUUUAUACGGGUUGGUUCACUUAGUUGGGAUAAGAAUACCGUGAAAAAGCAGUAAUGGAAAAAAAAACAGUUUUUGGUUUGAUUAGACAUUUGGUGCUGAGACUAUUUCCUGACCUAAACCAGCCCAGAGCAGUGACUCAGACGGUGUGAUGUUAGACUGAUAACUGAUUGCUUUUGCUCCAUUGAGCAGUGUAUUCAGACCCUAAUCUAAUCCUCUUUUAAAUCCUUCACAGAUGAGUUCCUGACAUUUCCUCAUUAGUUUCAGGACAGUCAGACCAUCAAACAUGCACCUCACAGCAGGAGAUUAUCAGGCAAAGUCUCACAACUUCAUUAGACUAAGGGGAGGACCUGGGUAGCACUUGCCUAAAAAGGGAGAGGAGUACUCAAUACUCCUCCUACUGAUGCUUUAUUAUUGUCACAACAAGAUGUAUAAGAAUGUUUCUGCAAAGUGCAUCAUGCAACAAGGCUGAGCGACAGAAUUUUACAAGAGGACCGGCAGUGAAAAGUCUGCAGACAGUCAGGUGAACAGAUUUAGUAAUUUAUGUUCACGUAUGUAGCAAGCUUCCAGGAGUGCUGUGCUUUAGAGACAGGGUUUAAAUCUCUCAUCUUCAUCGCAUUGGAUUGGUGUAGCAGCAGAUUUCUCCAUGCAUAGCCUUGUCCUGCAGUACCAGCAGGACAAGGCAGCAAGACCCUUCUGCUCAGAUUUAUUGCUUUUUUUCCCACCACAAUCUCUGCUCAUACUUGUCAGGAAUUUGCUGGGUUGUUGCAGACCAUCUCGCUGUCAGUCUUUCCUCUGGGAUGCCAUAGUUACUCUUUCUUUCCUUCGUUCCGUCCUUGUUGCUAUUGCCGCCGGCUUGUUUGAAAAGGUCAGUGCGGUUUGGUGCGGUGAUGGUGUUGCUGCUCGUUUAUUCUCCUCCCCAGUCUCUGCAGCACAGCUGAGGCUGCAGGAGGAGUGAGGUCAUGUCAAUUAAAUGAAGCACUUUUUAAGCUCUUAGUCGAGUCCAAAAAAGGGAAUGAGGCUGAGUGAAUAAAAAAAGAGUGUCAGUGGCACCAUGACUGUGAUAAAUUAUGCGUAAACUUGAAAAUGCAAAGUCAAAAACUUGCUCACAAUCAUAGAUUUUUGGAUAAAAAACAUAAAACUUAUCCAAUUGGAGGGUUGAAUGAGCUCAUUUCUAUAGUGAGUGUGUCAGUUUGGUUACAUGUGUGUUUAUCAUGUUAGGGAGCCUCAGGGCAGCAGGACUUUUCCACGGGACAAAUAAUAAAUGACAGACCAGGAAGGAGAGCUCAAAAGCCCCCGGAGCAGAGAAGAGGAGUUACUGUUGUGGCUGGGGUUGAAUUUCUUAUGAAUAGUACUUUAUCCUCUGAAUUUUUGCUGCUUUGUCCAAAAUAAUUGUUUCAUGAGUAACAGUAUUCAGUCUUUCACAUCUGUCCUCUCUAUUGUUACAGCCAAAAGAGAAACCUUUUGUGUUCCCCUUCUGGGAUUCAGGGGAGAUACUUGAAUUUACUCAAGGAUUUUCUUGAUCCUAUCCUCUCUACAAACAGAGUUAAAGCUGGGAGGAGAGUUGAACUAGUUAUGGGACAAACUGAAAUCAAUGCUAACCAUAAAAUCUGAAAUAUAAGUCACAAUGUAAUGGCAUGUGUAGUGGGUGGUCUCUCAGAGGGAAAUAGUGUCUUUUUGAGUGAUUAUUGCCAUUGCAUUCAGCAAAGUCUACAACUUGAGGUUUCUUUUUCAUUCUUUCUAGUCCCAUCUGUUUUCUUCAUCCUUUUGGCUACUGGUUCAGUAGUUAGGCUCAGCCAAGGGUGACUUUAGUAACUGUGAGGGUAACACACUAGGGAUGCCAACUCAAUGAUUAGAGCCAGAACUACCAGAGGUUAAACAAAUUAUCAAUAUUUUUUAUCAUUGUAGGUCCAAAAUGCCAGAGCUCCAAGAGCUAUAAUACUAUAAUGCUCUACAAUAUGGAUGUAAAUAAGCACAGAUGACAGAUGACUCACAGUGUGCAGUUUGUCAGAAUUUGGGUGUAGAAAAUGGUGAUAAAGUUCUCUGUAGGCUGUGUCUGUCUAAACUGGCUGCCAGCAUGGACAUGCGGAAAAAUCUGCAAGGACGGCUGAAGCCUGGUGGUGCUAACUCUGCUAAGGGUAGCAAACCACCUCAACAUGGAUUAUCCUCACACUCUGUAAUCCAGGAUUUUGCCAUGUCAAAACAAUCAUGUUUGAUUUUGAUUAUUGUUCUGGACUUUUCUUAAUUUCUGCGUAAACAGUUAGGAAAUUAGUUCAACCAAUUAGACCAAUUCACUGAGACCUGCAUCCUGCUGGUCACUUGUCAUGUCAAAUUUAAAAGAUUUUUUUAACCAAGAUUUUUUAACCCUUUACACGGUUCAUUUGCUUAUUUGUCCACCAUGAGUGUAAAACAGGAGAUUACAAUAACACUGCAUGUGCAAGUAUUGGUCCACUUUGGUCAUUACUGCAAACACACAAUGAACAUUUGUAUCCACUUGAGAAGCUCUAUGACUCCAAAAGUACUAGAGGAGUCCAGUCAAACAAAUAAUAUGUUUACGUGUGCACAAAGACAAAAAAGUAGAACACCCAGAAAAUGUCCUUUCAAGUAAACUUAAGUGGCAAUCAAAUAGAUUUAUUAGACUAAAUUCAUUUAUAAGACUUGAAUAAAAAAAUCUCUUUGCAAUCUCUCUUUGGCAGAGAGUGAACCAUGUUUUAUCUUUCAAAGUUCCUUAUUAUUUUUUGUUUUAGGUCGUUUUGUAGCCGUGGAUGCUGCCAUACCAGAAGACCAGGAUGAUGAAAAGAGUGCAGAUACUGGUCCACAGAAAGAGACCAUUGGGAUCCUGUUGAGCCCGGCUCUGGAGCAGGGAGAGUGGAGCUGUCUGAGGCUCGUCUAUCAGAUCAGCGGGUCGGGGAGCCUGACGGUCCUGCAGCGAACAGAGGGAAAGAGCUUUGACAAGCCGCUGUGGAGCAGCCAGGAGCCCUCUGACAGCUGGGUCAUCUCAAGCAUGGACCUGCAGAACAACACCGAACCUUACAGGGUAAAACACUUCAAAGUGCCUCUUAUCUUUGUUUAAAUCUGAGAAAUAAUGAGAAAGGAGGAAAGGAAACAAACUUCAAAUGACAAUGUGUAGUCCAAAGUUUACCGAAUGAUUCCUACAGCACACAAACUUUUGCAGGGAUUUUAAGUCAGCUUUGUGUGCAUCAAGUACCAAACUGCAGACUUUUUAGCAUAACAGUUGGAGGGAAAAACAAUAUCUUAUGCUGUUGUUGAAAGGAGGACAGAUAUGGGUUGACACAGCACAUGCAGGCGUAUACUGAGGCCAAUAUGAAGCGUGUGGAAACACACACACACAUUGUCUAAACACUGUGGGAACAGUGCAGCCCAUGUUUAUAUUAAAUGCAGAGGCAGAGCCGAGUCUGACAAGGUCAGGACCUUCAUAAUGGAAAGUCGAGCCUGUACCAUGUGUGGGCCCCUCGGUGCAUAAACGGAACCUAUUUCUGUCAAGAGAUUUAAACUAGAAGACUGAUAGAUGUUUCUGCUCCUUUACUCUUACCUAACACAAACACACCACCUUUUUCCAGGCCCUUACUCCUGGCAUGACGACAGCUGGAUUUUGAACCACUGAGUGACCGUUAGAAAAUGCCCUCAUCGUUGUUUUCUUCUCAAACCAAUUUCCCUCCAAAAGAUUCAAACUAGUUUCCUACUGUCUCCAGACACUCAACAACAUGAUAGUGAUAUAAUCCUUCAUGUUACUCUUUACAAUAAACAAUAUGCAAAUUUCUUUUAGUGCUGAAUUGAUGAAAAAGAACUUAAUGGAAAGUAUUUGGUGGAAGUUUGUAAUUACUUCCUGAACAAUCAGAUUAAAACAACACAUCAUUUUCUCAAGGGUCAGAAGACAACCCGUGUUUCAGAUUAGGGACUAUCAUCUGGAGGUGGUUUGCUCAGCGCAAGAACUGGACAUACUUGCACAUGGAGAACUACAGACAGGCAACAAAAUCAUUUCUUUUCACAUCUGUUGGUGGAAACUAGACAAAACAGCUGAAACAUGUCAGUGAGAAACUGCUUCAUAGGAAUUGUCAAAUCUUCAGAGGAGUAGUUUUAGUUAUGGUUCCUGACAAAUUCACCAGAAAAAGGAAAUGCCUCUGUCUGUUAGGUCAUACUUUUUAGGAAAUAGUGUAGUUCUAACAUCACAUCAUGCAGGUGCAGGACAAAAACAAAGCACACUCACUCACUCACUACUAUAAGAAGUUGAUUAUAGGUAAAUUUGUCAAUACAGGAUCAAAUACACAGGGGACUUUAUUUCCAAUUUCAUCUAUCAGUGCUCUCAGGUGGCACUGCUCUAAAAACUUACAUGACUCUGAAGUGUGACUAUUUUGUCUGUGAACUUAAUUUAAAGCUGCAUUUACAAAUGCAGGUGAAAACUGGACCAUGCAAAGAAGAAACCAUGUAGAGUAUAAACUUGACUCAACAUAUGUAGUGUUAUUUCACCCAAAAUCUGAUCCUUCUGUCUUUAACAGUCAAAUGAAUCUGUCACUGAGAUACUUUCACACGGAAAAUGAGAACGGAUUUACUCUGCCCCCAACAGUGGUUUCAGACAGUGAAGAUAACUAGAAAAGCUGCCAUUCAGACAAUGACUUUUUUCAGGGAAGACCUUUAUUUUUAACAAACUACCUUCUGCAGGUAUCAGAGCAUGGCUCUGUAGUAGAAGGGUCCAGGUAAUACACUGGAACAUUUUGAACAGCAUCCUCACAAAAAGAUUUCAGGAUGUCGGUAAAGCUGUUUAUUUACCAAAGCAUGAAACAAAGGAUUAUGCCUCGUCCAUAGUUCUUCAUGCUAACUUUAUAAAAUAUAUCAAUUUUAUCAUAUUGAGUCCACGCUUGUACUCACAUGUGCGAGCUCUGACCUCAUGUUUUAACUACAGUAUGUUUUUCUCCUCUGUCUUCUUGCGUGUCAUUUCUUCUUCUUUAAGCCAUUUAACAUGAAGCUCACGGCUCACUAGAGCUUUGGAGUAAAUUAAAUUGCUGUGCAUUUCAUGUGUGCUCUCUCUCUAACCCUCCAUACAUUAAGUCAUAUUCGAUGAGCUCAUCCUUGUGUCGAUUCACAUCAUAGGUUGCAGGGUGUGACUGAACAUGUGUUGUUGAUUAGGUCGUGGUCGAAGGUAAACCUGGAGGGAGCCCCGGGAGCAGCGUGGCCGUCUUUGAGAUCCACAUCAGUCCUGGAUACUGCCUCGGUCAGUGAUUUCACACAUACAUCACUCCAACGUCUUUCUAAAACAAAGAGUAAUACUCACUCACAAACAAGUUUGAGAUAAGGAACAUCUGUGCUCAUCUGGGUGAUUACAUUACAACAGAAUGAAGGCUUUUUUAACUCAAGAGCUCAAAAGAAGACUGUUUGUGUCACUGAUUUCUCAUUUUUCUGGGUCCAGACUGUGACUUUGAAGAGUCUCACCUCUGUGGAUACAGUAAUCAGUGGAACGCCAAUGUGAACUGGUUCGUGGGAGGUGGAGGGGGGCAGCUCCUUCAUAAUGACAUGCCAAACGACCACACGUACAACAAUAAGACAGGUGAGUGACUUUACCUUCACUGAAUUCAUACCAAUCAGAGCCCUGUGUGUUUCAUCUCUUAAAAAAGGAGCAGGUGAUUGUAGCUUCAGAAGAAAUAUUCUUCAAGUAUUAAAACCCAAGAGACUAAUGAUCUCACAUUUCAUAGUUUUUGCCAAACAUUUGGAGCCAGCAAUCACAUUUUUUUUUCAUUGUUUUUGUUAUUAAGUCCCAUGAAAAACAACAAUUACCCGUGCAUUACCUCACUGGUAUCUGUUACACUUUCUGUCUGCAGCAAUCAGUGUUAACCCCACUACUCUUCAGGGGAGUAAACACUUGAAAAGGGUCAUAAUUACAUCUAUUUUCAAAAAGUACGUCUCCAUUUACUGUUAUUAAAGAGCAGACUGAACUCACUGCUCUGAGAAUAACUUGCUGUAUUGUAAAUCUACCUGACAAUGACCAUGAUAAACAUGAUCAUAAUGGGACUUUGGACUGCAGGGUGUUCAUUCUGCCCCCAUUUACAUUAAAAUUAAAAAAUAUACAGUAUAUUUUAAUGUAUAACAUUGCACUUUUAUUAGACGGACUAUUUGUGUACACAAGGUUAACAAGUGUAAGUUUUUUCUUAGAACUCUCAUUGUGUCAAAAAUAAUCAUGCAUUAAAAUCAAUAUUUUUUAUCAAUUAUUGACAUGGUCAAGGCUGUUUUAGCUUUAUUACAAAUGUUUCACUUUGCGCCUCAUUUUUAGAAAUAUUGCAUAUUUUGUAGUUUUCCAUUGAAAAAAAUAAGGGGUUCUCAUGAAAAAAACAAAACAAAACAAAAAAAACUACAAAAAAAUUUUUAAAAAUCACAAUAAACUUUGUAUCUAUUGAUAGGUCUGAAGUUAUUCACAAGAUAUGAUUCUUUAAAAGUACAGAAAAAAUAUUAAUGUAUAACAUUUUUAUUGCACUUUAUUAGACGGACCAUUUGUAUACACGAGGCUAACGAGUGUAAGUAAAUUUUAAGGUAUGCAUAAGGGUUGACAAGGGUUGAGUCAACAAAGCAGGGCAUGCAUUCCUGCAUUCCUGCAACAGUGCAGUAAUGACGUUCUGCCCUCUUUAUGCCUCUGUGCUUGUUUAAUGAACCCUAUGACACCAUAUUGUUAGUGUCUCAGGGUGUGAUUUCACAUUGCAUCACAGUGUUGCAGAAACACAGCAGGAGCUCCACAUACACACGCACACACAGUCCUGUCAUCACUACACAUUGCCACUGUCUAAUAAUGCCUCUGUUACUUCCUCCACAUCAGAUCAGGGGCAGAGAUUGUAUCUCAAUAUUACAUCCUGUGCAUCACAUAUUGCAGAAAAUGCAUAACAGAGACACAAAUGUCCUGACUUAGACUAACAAUAUGUAAGAGGAUGGCUGCUUUACUUUUGAUAUUUGGUCAAAGGCAACCAAAAUCUGAGUUUGUCUGUAAUUCAGACACAAGUUCUGAUUCUUCAUCCAAGAUUCUGAUACAGAUGCCAAGACAUGUUGUACCAAACCUGACUCAUAUUUAAUCACCCUCUCAGGUCACUUCAUGUACGUGGACUCCAUCUACGCAAAGACCUUUAAAGAGGUGGCAAAACUGAUGUCUCCCAUGACGAUGGUGCCGAUGUACGGCUGCCUGAGCUUUCAGUACCAGCGGAGCGAGGAGAGAGGAAACCUGUUCUCUGUGUUCACCAGAGACAGACUGGGUCAGUACCAGGAGAUGUGGAGGGCGGGACCGGAGAACCAGAGCGAGUGGAGCAGGACGCUGGGGGAAUGGAUACCCGUGCAGGUGGACCUGAAGGCACCAUAUUCAGUGCAGGUUAGUGUGAAAACAGCGUCUGACCUUUAUUUAAGGAGCAUUUUAAAGUCCUAAAAGAUCAUUUCUAUAUGCGUAUGUUUUGGUUGUUUGCUGACGUUGUUUGGUAAAGAUGGACUUGAGAGUUAAACUGGAAUACGCUUUCAAGGAAGACUUUCUUCCAACUUUCCUCAUGAUUGAUUGUCUUGUUUUCUUUCUCCCUCUUUCCCCUUCACCCUCUGUUCAAGUAUCCUCUCUUUCUCAGCUCCACAUCUUUUGAUUUAUUUGUUUUUUUUUCAUACUGACUGAUGUAAUAUUUCCACUUCCUCUCCUCUGAUUUCAGCUGGCUGUGAUGUCUGAAAAGUCACAUCCUCGUGGCUUGUCAAAACUGUAAUUUCUGCUCUUUGCACGUAGAUUUGGCUUCUGUGAGCGUGUGCAUCUUGCAUGCACAUGAUGGCAUGCAGCUUUGUUAAUGAGCAUCUGUCUUUCGCUCCAGGUGGUCUUUGAAGUGGCCUUUAACAGCCCGAGAGGAGGACGCGUUGCAGUUGAUGACAUUUCCUUUUCUCCAGAGUUUUGCAGCACAGACUCUGGUGAGGAGCAGCACAGUUACAUAAGAUUAAGUCCCAACAAGCUCAUUUUCAUAUUUGAAUUGUUAUUUUUUUCUGGAUGAGCAUCCUUAAAAGCCUUAAAUGUUGUUACUUCAGGGUUUAGAGGAGUGUACAGAAGCUGAAAACUUUGGUUUCUGGGUUUUGGGUGGAUUUUGGAUUUUGAUAUUUCCUCUGUAUGAUCCAAACUGAAAAUUUGACCUAGUUUUGCAGCUAAAGGAAAGUCAGAAGCUUCUAGAAAAGUGUGUUUGCUCGGGAGUAUAAAUAUCCAAAACAUGUGUCAUACGAUUCUUAUUGACAAAUCUUAUACUCAAAUUUGAUUAAUCCAUUUCAGUAAUCAUUAAUCCAGAUCCGCUUGCUGAUUCCAUAUAUUUUCUCCACAGAGCCAACCUUUGACCCCUCCAUCGCCAACUGUGACUUUGAGUCAGGUUUCUGUCAUUACUCUCAGGAUCAGGGGAUGGGGUCCUGGAGGAGAGUGUCUGUAAAGCCAAACAUAUUCAGGAAUGGCGACCACACCACGGGAGCAGGUGGGUUACAGCGAGCAAUAUCUGAUUUUUCACAUUUUAAGACAUCUGAGUUAGUUUGCCGGGCCUGAGGAUGACUCCUGUCUGUAUUCAGGUAUUAAAGCGUAGUGCAGCUGCAGUGGUAGCCGAGUGAAGCCUUUUAAAAACACUAAAACACCACAGCUGGUAUUUUAGCCUAUAAAAGUGUGGUAAAGAGAGAUUUGAUUGUGGCUGUGUGUCUGUUUUGGGGCGAAAGGAGUAAAACUUUUACCGGGAUUGUGGUUGAACUUCAAAAAAAAAAAACUUCCAAAAAGUUUCAACUAAGACAAGUUGUGGGUAAGAAUUGUGAAAAUUCAUGGUAGGAAAAAGAAAGCUUUGAGCGACGAUGAUGAUGAUAAUGUCCAACUUUUCCUUCCAGGAUCUUUCCUGUUGGUUCACUCCCAGCUGAAUCCAAACUCUGGGUAUGUUACCCGCCUGGUCGGUCCAACUCUCCCUGGAAACAUGAAGUUCUGUCUGAGAUUUUUCUUCUCUCUGAGGGGUGAGUGGCACCAAAUAUCUCUUUAGAUACGCGGUUGUUCUGUAUGUGACUCUGUGUGUGCAUGUGUGUGAAUCCUCUGCUGUGAUUAAUUGUGCUGACUCACCAAGCAGGAAUAACUGUGGCAACGGCAGGUUUCAACCAGACGGACCGGGCUCUUGGUGUUUAUCUGCAGCCGCAGCAGAAGAGCAGCAGCCAGGAGAAGAUCUGGACUCAAGGGGAGAAAUCCAGAGGAAUCUGGAUCGGGGCAGAUGUCACUUUCCAAACGUUGCAGCCUUCCAAGGUCAGCAGGGAGGAAAUGGAAAUAUUACAUCAGUCAGAAUAAAAAUAGAGAAAUCCAAAGAUCUAGAGCUGAUGCAAAGAGAGGAUCUCAGUGGUGACAAACAAACUUAGGAAAAAGUUUGUUGAUCACAGAAUAAUGUGCUUUAGCAUGGUAUCAAUCUGCUAUUGACAUUCACUUAUUUAAAUACUGUGAUUAUACUAUGCAUACUAUUUUACUUGAUGCAUACUAUUUUAAUAUUCUGUGUUGUAUUUAUGCAUACUAUUUUACUAUUUACUAUUUUGUGGUAUACUAUUUUAACUAUGUUUUACUAUUUGGCAUUGCAUAUAGUGUACGCACUUGUAUAUUAUCUCUUUAUUUCAACUUAUUUGAUCUAUUAUUUAUCUCGUCUUUCUACUUUAUUUACACUGGAGUUACUGUAACAAAAAGCAAUUUCAGUAACCCUUUCUUUUACGGUACACUUAUUACCAGGUAAUUAACAGGUAAUUACCUAGUGACAACAUGAAAUUAUCUGGUAAUUACAUGAUAACUACUAAGUCAAUACUGUCUAGCUACCAGGUAGGUAACCUUCCAUCAUCAAACAAAUUUGAAGCCGAAUUGCUCUGGUAUUUCCAGGAUUUUCUCCGCUUCCUGGAACCACCUCUUGCGCAGUAGCAUUGUACGCAUUUGGCGGGUGAGUCGCUGUGAUAAUGCUCGGCUCAAACACCGUAUCACUACGCAAUCUUCGCACGCCCAUAGGCUGUAUCAAGUGUCAAUCAUAGAAAAUAAGAACUCCAAAUAACUUUUGAAAAUGGAGCUGCACAGAAAAAAGUGUACCGUAAAAGAAAGGGUUACCGCAAUUUCCCCCCUGGGCAUUAUUGAAGUAUUUCUGAUUCUGAUUCUGAUUAAACGUACAACUCAAUUCAGUGGCCCUCACAAUCUGCUGUUAUUGGCUACAGCAAUAAGCUCUAAAUUGCAGUUUUAACAUGCUAACUUAUAUCAGGUAUGAAUGCUAGCAUUUAUCGCACAGGAAAAUUUAUGCACGCUCAUUUUCACGUAAAGAUAAAACUUGAGAGCUCAUAAAAAGUCAACUUUGAAGUGAGAGAUUUGUGUCUGAGUCUGUGGAGGAAAUUUCACUACCACAAAAGAAAAGGAAGUAUUACUGAAACACACAAAAAGACUCAAAGAGAAGAUUUGGCAGAAAAUGAGGAAAAGAGCAGGUCAGAAAUAGAGACAAACAUGCUAAACUGAUUUAAAAACUACUAAGAAGCAGAUGAUAUGAUGUGUUCUGAGUUUAAACAAUGCUCUGAGGCAUCCUUUACUCUGUCCUUUUGUUCCUCAGUUUACACACUGAUCCACUUACAAACACACUGCAUUUCACUGACUAUUUCCUUGAGAGUGACACACUAACAACAGAGCAGAAAAGUGAAGAAUAGCCACAUCAAAAAGUUGGUGUUUCUGGUUCUAUCCAAGCGGAUCUGUUGACGAUUAAUCGCUGAAAGACUGUAAGAUUUCCUCCAGGAUGUUUGCUGACAGUAAAAAGCUCUCUCUCUCUCUCUCUCUCUCUCUCUCUCUAUCUCUCUGUCUCUUUCUGUUCAGGUGGUCUUCGUCAGCACCUGCAGGAGCUUCUGGGACUGCGGCUCUGUAGCUUUGGAUGACAUCAGUGUUAGCCUUGGGGACUGUGAGCUAACUGCAGGUACAAAUGAAUCGAAUGAAACACCUCUUAUUCAGAUAACUAAGGCACACAAAAUUAGAGAAGUAAGCUACUGAGGAGCAAAUGAGGAAAAUAAAAUGAAACUAAUGAGGAACCCAUAAGUCACUGAGGAACUAACUAUUGCUUAACCAUUACCUACCUUUUUUGUGUACCUUAAAGUAAAGUAAGACAUCAUUAGGACUAGUUUAUGAGUACUGAAUCAUUACUUCAUCAUGGCCAUGUGUACUGUCUUGGACAAACUGGCAUAUCCUAAUGAGUUCCUAAUUAGUUCCUCAGCAACUGACCAAAACUGAAAUUUGGUCAGGAGUUCCUGAAGAGCUAAACAUUAACUAGCUGUUAGUUAAUUAUUAGUUCCUCAGUAACUACUCCUCUGAAAUUUGGUCAGGAGUUCCUGAAGAAUGGACGAUUAACUAGUUGUUAGUUAAUUAUUAGUUCCUCAGUAACUACUCUAAUUUUGUGUACCUUAGUCCCUCAGUAACUAUACUCUAAGUUUGUGUACCUCAGUUCCUCAGUAACUAUUCAUGAGUUCCUCAUUAACUACUGUAAUUUUGUGUAGCUUAUUGUAUAGUGUUACCCUUAUUCAUUUAGAAGGGGUGAUGCACAUUUCUGUACACUUUCUUACUUAUACACCCUUCAAAUAACAGAAGAAACUGCAUGGAUGACUUUAGACCAGGCCUUAGUUUGUCUUUGCACAGCUAGACCAACUUACACACACAGAUCCCUUCUUUGUUCUGCUGCAGGUAUGUUAUCAUCACCUCUACCAGGUCACUGUGACUUUGAAAAAGGUCUUUGCGGUUACACCCAGGACAAAAAGAACGACGAUGCGGACUGGGAAUUGAGGAGAGGACCCACCCCAACCUCGUACACCGGGCCCAGAGGAGACCACACCACAGGACUGGGUGAGAAAUCUGCUUCAGAUCUCCUUAUCAUGUCAGAAACGGAAUUUACGGUAACACUGUAUUUAACGCCCAUCUCUAUAACACAUUAUAAAUAUAUGUAUAAUGUGUUAUAAUCACAUUUUAGCACUGUAUAACUAUAGUAAUAAACACUCAUAAAUGAUCAUAAUGCUUUAUAGCAAUAAUCAUAACACAUUAUAAAGCAUUUGAUCAUGACUUACAAGGUCAGGUAUUAUUAGUGUUUAUAACGAUAGUUAUACAAGUUUAUAAGCAAAUUAUAACACAUAAUAAAUAUAUGUAUAAUGCAUUAUCUAUUGUCAGUGAGUUAUUAACAGUUAUAACACAUUAAAAUACCUAACCUUGUAAGUCAUGAUCAAAUGCUUUAUAAUGUGUUAUGAUUGUUGCUAUAAAGCAUUAUGAUCAUUUAUGAGUGUUUAUAACUAUAGUUAUACAGUGCUACAACGUGAUUAUUACGCAUAAUACAUAUAUUUAUAAUGCGUUAUAGAGAUAGGCGUCAAGUAAAGUGUUACCGAAUUAUUAUAUAAAUGCACAUAGGAUACUACCUACACAUGGAGGCAUCACCCUUGCUGCACGGUCAGAGAGUCCAGCUCCUGUCCUCCAUCCUGAGGGGUUCAAGGGGGCCUCAGUGUCUGCGCUUCUUCUACCAAAUGUACGGCUCUGGAACGGGACAGCUCAACAUUCUCCUCAGCAAGGACGGAGAGGUAGCGUUGCUGUGGCAGCGGACGGGCGAGCAGAGUAUGGCCUGGCUGAGAGCGACUGUGGAGUACCAGAGCGACAGCCAGCAUCAGGUGAGAGAGCAACGAGAGUAGUCGCCGUGAUGGUUUGAUCAUUCAAGUCUCAGAAGUGUCACAGUGUUUGUUUUUAAAAGAUUAAAAUAGUUCAAAGAAUAUAUAUUUCACAUUACAAUAAAUGUUGAGAGUCAGAAAUGAACUUGUCUAGGUUUUAGAGAUGAGAGUUUUCUUCCGCUCUAUUGCAGCAGCAUUAACAGUCCAUAUUAACAGAUUAGUCUUAGAGGUUGUUUUUCUGUGUCGCACUUUUGAGACUUGAAAUAAACUCGAACGCACCUGUGCUGUACCUUCAUUUUCAUGUCGCUGUUACAGAUCGUGUUUGAAGCCAUCAGAGGUUCUUCAGUGAGGAGUGACAUCGCCAUCGAUGACAUUGUCUUAGAAAGUGGACCUUGCACAGGUGAACAAUCUCCUCCAGAUGUUUCCUCUGCUGAAUAAGAAACACAUGAAACUACCUCUGUCUUCUCUAUCACCUUUCUAGCAUCUACUCUACUCACUUGUUUUAUCACUCUGAGGAAUAAAGGAAGGCAGGGCGUGCAGACUGGAUCAGCAGGGUCAAGCCGUAUAGCUCAAAAAGGCCCUGGCUCCACCUUCCUUGUCUUCUUUUAAUAUUCUAGAACCGACUCACCUUUUCUCUUUCUCCUCCCUCUGCUGCCUUCAUUCAUGUAUAGUCUUACCUAGCUGGUUUGAGCUUCCUUUCCUCCUUGUGCAUGUGGGGGACUAGGGGGCGGCUGAGCUCUGCAGGGGUGAGUUCUAGUCCAAACAGACUCCUCGCCCUGGCUCUUGUUUUCUCUAUUUUGAUGUGAGAAUAUGAUCGGAGGGAGGAGCGAGACGGUAAGAGCUAACCGCUCAGCUUUCUGAUGGGUCCACUUGAUAACAGUUUUGAUCUGCAGGCUCUCACUCCCCAUCAUCCUUGGUAGCUCAUACGGUGGAUUAUUUCACUUACGGGUAGAGUAUAACGUCGGGAUUAAUGUGGUGGGUUUCUUCUCUACGCACCUUAUGUUUAUUUGAAAUUGUAACGGAUGUUUUCUCUGAUUCCUCUGCAGAAAUGGAGAUCAAGGCCACAGUGGGAACCUCCAAUGAGAUCGAGUAAGAAGAGAAAAGAAAAACAACCGCGUAGGAUGCAUGAACCCUGUAUUUUUUGCACACUACAGACUCCUGACUCCUACAUGGCUACAUGAACAUGUCAGGAUGUGGGUAAAAAAGAAACUUCCUCAUGUAGUUCUGUUUUCAUGGAGCAACACAUAUCAGUUGUAUCAUAGUCGGCAUUUCUCUCUGCACUGUAGCGACAGAGGGUGUGUGAAACAGUGUGUUUCUUCCACUUAAUAUGCAUUAGAUUAAUGCUCAUUGCUCAAAUAAAUCCAGAAAGUUAAUUCAUA